AUCAAUUUAAAUUAUAUCUGAUCGACAGAUGACACAAUUUUGCUCGGGUUCAAUUUUGCACACGACACUAUCUAAAAGAUGGCGGACACAACCGGCAAGGUAAUAACAUGUCAGGCUGCAGUGGCUUGGGAAGCCAAGAAGCCCCUCGUCAUAGAAACGGUGGAGGUGGAGCCACCCAGGGCUGGAGAAGUCCGAAUAAAGAUUCUACACACUGGAGUGUGUCAUACAGAUGCCUAUUUACUGGAUGGAUUCGACCCUGAGGGGGCUUUCCCUAUUAUCUUGGGACACGAAGGAGGUGGAGUUGUGGAGAGUGUGGGAGAAGGGGUCACUUCAGUACAACCAGGUGAUCAUGUGGUUCCUCUAUACAUUCCUCAGUGUAGAGAUUGCAAGUUCUGCAAGUCACCAAAGACCAAUCUGUGUGGAAAAAUCAGGGCCACCCAGGGUAAAGGCGUGAUGCCGGACGGAACCUCUCGCUUUAAAUGCAAGGGAAAGACUCUCUUCCAUUUUAUGGGAUGUAGUACCUUCAGUCAGUAUACUGUUGUUGCCGAGAUAUCAGUUACCAAGAUUAAUCCGUCUGCUCCACUGGACAAGGUGUGUCUUCUGGGUUGUGGUAUAUCUACUGGAUACGGAGCAGCUCUUAACACUGCAAAGGUAGAACCUGGAUCCACCUGUGCUAUUUGGGGACUUGGAGCAGUAGGACUUGCUGUUGCUAUGGGUUGUAGGGAAGCUGGUGCUUCUAGAGUUAUAGGCAUUGACAUCAACCCAGAUAAGUUUGAAUUAGGUAAGAAGUUUGGACUUACAGAGGGGGUAAAUCCUAAGGAUUAUGACAAACCUAUCCAGGAGGUGCUGGUAGGCAUGACAGAUGGGGGGCUGGACUUUACGUUCGAGUGUAUCGGAAAUGUGGCGUGCAUGAGAGCGGCCCUGGAGUCCUGUCACAAAGGCUGGGGCGUGUCUACGAUUAUCGGGGUGGCAGCUGCCGGCCAGGAAAUCUCCACCCGCCCGUUCCAGCUGGUCACUGGCCGAGUCUGGAAGGGAACAGCUUUUGGAGGCUGGAAGAGCAGAGACAGUGUUCCUAUGCUGGUGGAGGGUUAUAUGAACAAGAAGGUAAUGGUGGAUGAAUUUGUGUCACACAAUUUCAGCCUGGACAAGAUUAACGAAGCAUUUGAUUUAAUGCAUGCUGGCAAGAGCAUAAGGACUGUUGUUCAGUUGUGACCAGUUUAAACGUUCACUCUCCAAGGAACCAAGCACGAUAGCUCUGACUGAUUCUGUGUGAUUGUGGUUGUUGAUUGUAUACUUGACAUUCUGUUAAUCUGUGAUGCAAAAAUGCUUAAUCCAAAAAUAUUGUGAUGUAUUCAGACGUUAUACAAUGAUGCUUAUGAUAAAUAAAAUGAUGAUAAUGACACAAGUUA
Molecule: messenger RNA, 1409 nt
Organism: Saccostrea cuccullata (small rock oyster)
Lineage: Eukaryota; Metazoa; Mollusca; Bivalvia; Ostreida; Ostreidae
Product: alcohol dehydrogenase class-3-like
Exons: 12
Coding region: 79-1212 (377 amino acids)
Biological process (GO): formaldehyde catabolic process
Cellular component (GO): cytosol
Molecular function (GO): S-(hydroxymethyl)glutathione dehydrogenase [NAD(P)+] activity; zinc ion binding
Source: RefSeq, a predicted model, not a curated record